CAUCUUGCACAUAAGCAUUCUCUUAUAUUUAACUUAGAUUAAGCGUAACGUAGGGAUGGAAGUCCAAAGGUUCAGGCCCGGAACCGCUCCGAUCAAGGCAGAAUAUCUAAUCUCAACAGAGCCUCGGGCUGCUGCUAUAGACGAUGAUGCAGCGGAGAGCUCAACAAAUCAUAUUAGAGGCACCACUGGUUUAGUGCACCAAGAUGAUGAAGGGCAUGUCGGGCUAGAUGGCACUCCACCAGGCAAGCGCCAAAAAUUAUCGAGGGAGGAAAAGAAGAAGCGUACUGGAGCCAACAAGGCUCGCCGGUUUGCAAAGAUGAAGGAUGAAUUGGAGCUCUGUUGGAAGGUGGCUGUUGGAAAUGAGUGUGAAUUUGGUAAAGACUGCCGGUUUACGCAUGACAUAGACGAAUACCUUGCACAGAAGCCAAAAGACUUGACGUUUCCGACUAGUGUCGAUUCUGUAUCUAUCCAAGCCUACUCCGCAGCGGACUGCUCGAAUGAUAUUGCAAGCGUAUCGGAACUCCCCCCAUCUGUGGAUCCGUCUGUAUAUUGCCCGGUUUUCGAUGCCAAGGGAGAAUGCAGUCAUGGAUUUAAGUGUCGUUUCCUGGGUUCACAUAUCAGGAAGACGGAAUCGGGCACCCUGGAAAUUGUGAAAGAUGAAGAGAAAGUCGCUCGACGCAAAUUGGACACCACUGAACUCAAUUACAUCCUACUGGAUAGCCUCAAGCAGUUACGAUCGAAAAAGUAUCCACAACCCAUAACGGAGGCUUACUUGAAGGAGUUGGAAACAUCUGGCAAUACGAAAAAGGAACCAGCUAGAACUACCGCGCAAACAACGUUCUCAGAAUUAGAACUUAUGGCCGACGAAAAUGAGUCACAGAAAGAUACGCCAGAUGUCCCGAUGAGAUUUAACGAGAAGAAAAGACUAAACUGGCGUGGACUCACUUACCUUGCUCCCCUCACCACCGUUGGAAACUUAGCGCCGAUAUCACCUGCGGAGAAAGCGAUGGGUCUAGCUACAUCAUUUCUCCAAGGUUCAAAGGAAGAAUGGUCCCUUGUUCGCCGGCAUCCCUCGGAACGAACGUUCGGUGUACAAUUGGCAGGUAGUAAGCCUGGACCACUAGCUGCAAUCGCCGAAGUUAUGGCACGAGAAUUCGGUCCUCGAGGCAUUGAUUUCGUUGACGUCAAUUGCGGAUGCCCGAUUGACUUGGUGUUUCGAGCUGGAAGUGGUUCUGCACUUCUGGAUGCCCCCGCGAAGCUGAGCAAGAUACUCGUCGGUAUGAGCAGGGCACUAGGCGAGAUUCCCCUCACUGUCAAACUCAGGACUGGAGUGAAAGAAGGAAAGAAUACUGCUCAUAAGUUCAUGCCUCGUCUCGCGGCAGAGACAGGUAUAGGGGCAAUGACACUACACGGCCGGACCCGCCAACAGCGGUAUACCAAACUCGCAGACUGGGAUUAUAUUAAGGAAUGUGUCGAUGCUGUACACGCAAGAGAAGUAGAAGAAGGGUUGGCUCCUAUCCCGAUAUUCGGAGGCGGAGACGCCUAUUCUUCGCAAGACUAUUGGGGAAGCAUAGAUUACAGUGGUGUCGAUGGGGUGAUGGUCGGACGAGGCGCGCUCAUCAAGCCGUGGAUUUUCACAGAAAUAAAAGAACGGAGAGAGUGGGACAUCAGUGCUCGUGAGCGCCUUGAACUCACUCGGAAGUAUGCAGAGUAUGGUCUGAAUCAUUUCGGAAGCGAUACAACAGGUGUGAACACCACACGUCGUUACCUCUGUGAAGCACUCUCUUUCACCCAUCGCUAUAUACCCAUCGGACUCCUUGAAGUACUCCCAGGACGCUUGAAUGACCGCCCGCCAGCAUUCAGAGGACGAGAUGAAUUGGAGACAUUGCUAGCAAGCACGGAUAGUCGCGACUGGGUCAAAAUCUCCGAAAUGUUCCUUGGCAAAGCACCAGAAGGUUGGACGUUCACACCGAAACACAAGAGCAACUCCUAUGGAGCUGAAGAAAGUCAGGGAUAGGGAUAGUCUACCAUACUGACACGCAAAAAUUGAACAUCAAGCGAAGUGCUAGAAAUACAAUAAACUUUGGGGAAGAAGAAAUUCCGCAUCCAGGUGGAACAUCCAAAUAUAAUAGUGUCUAGUCGGUAUAUUGGUGAAGGCGACAAGAAUAAUGAUAGUCCAUAAAAGUCCAGGAAAAGACAGUGAAUAUUAAGCAAAACACGAAGAAUUGAUUGUUCGUAGGCGGAAAUCAUAGGAAAGUGGAACGUGCGAAAUGAAUGUGUGUUCGCGUUAGUCGCGGAAGUCAAGCAUUGCAAUAAUAGCGUCCGCGUCUUCUAUCUCUGGUUGAGGUGGGACUAAUGAGGGAAGGGAACCGGAACGAAAGCGCAUUGUUUCGGAGUGAAAAGCGGGUUUCACAUUUACGGCGUACCCCGUCUUCUUUCUGUCAGAUUCACGAGUACAGGACGGUGGGAUGCAGUAUAUUUCGGAGUGGGGUCGGGAAGGAGAGGGAAUUGAUCGAUCGGCGUGCUUGACGCCGAGAAGAUCGUAAACAUCAUCGUAUAGACCGUCCGAGGUGCUGGGAAUGGCAGAAGUUUGUGCGAUCGAUGUUGGUGGGUGCGAAGAUGGCAUACCGCUUGUACCGAAUCUGUAAGAUGGGUCCAUAAUAGGGAGUGGAGGAACCGGAGGAACAAUGUCUGAAGAGAAGGUGGUGCGAGCACUUGUUGCAUGAUGAACAAGCAAACUAGAUGAUACAGAAGAUCUCUGACUGUGCCGUUGAUAACUGUGGCCAGAAAGGCGUAGACCAGCUUUGCUCGUUCUUGAGCUGCUUUGCCUUGCAAGUGAGACUCGACUAGAUCUACGGCUACUAGACACGGAUUUCCGCCGAGAGGAUCCGGAUUGUUCGGCCAAUGCAUCUAGGUCAUGUUCCAACUCCUCCGCCUUCCGCCACGCUUCAUCUCGCUCCGCGUGAAUGUUGAUAAUUUCUGACUGGAGUUUCUGCACCUCUGAGGUCUGUCGGAACAAACUUGCAUUCAGUUUCCGCAAAGCAACGGCAAGCGCACUCGCUUGAUGCACGUCUUGAAGUCGGCACAUUUGUGCAAUCUGGUCGUCUACGUUGUGCAACUCUUCGACGAGCUUAUCACAGGAUGCUGUUAUCUUGGCGAGCUCUUCUGCAUCUCGUACAACAGCCGUUAUGUCAACUACGCGGCCAUUUGAAGAGAGCGAUGUCAAGCGCUGGAUGAAGGAGCAUCGCCGUCUCACUAGAACUUUGUAGUCUUUCUGGAUGUCCAGGCGGCACGCUUCCAAUUUGUCGAUUUCUACCGGGAGUUUCUCGUAAACAUCUCUCGACAGAAGUCUGAUGGACGACGCCUGGGCAGAUUGCUCGAUGGCCAUUCGCACGAUGGACUGCAGCUGUGAAGAGCUAAACGUCCAUUUCGCCGCAUCUAAAGUAAGCCCACGCCAGUUAACAGGAGUUGUCUUAAAUGUCGGUGUAGGCAACGGUGACUCUGGCCUUUUAGUUGCAGGUUUUGCAUUCAUUAUUGCUCGACUGUUGCCAGCCGCACUUUCACUAACAGAGCGGCGUGGUGCAAAGGUAAGAGGCGCCGUUAUCGUCGAGUUUCCUACAUGACUAUUUGGCUUGCGGGGUCCGAAGGGUAGCGGCGGACGAAUAU
Messenger RNA from Fomitiporia mediterranea MF3/22, 3666 nucleotides. RefSeq names its product zinc finger dihydrouridine synthase. Bases 56 to 2017 code for a protein of 653 amino acids. The transcript is spliced from 15 exons. Gene Ontology annotation, molecular function: metal ion binding; tRNA dihydrouridine synthase activity; RNA binding. The record is from RefSeq and is a predicted model, not a curated record. Gene Ontology annotation, biological process: tRNA processing. Lineage: Eukaryota; Fungi; Basidiomycota; Agaricomycetes; Hymenochaetales; Hymenochaetaceae.